AUGCUUCGUGUACUGCGGCAUUCUAUUCUUGUGCCCUCCUCAGUUGUGGCCUUCAGUCGACAUCACCAAGGCGGUAUGCAGCACGCCGCCGCCAACAUGAUGGACAAGCAGGCACCCAAAGUGGAGAACGUGUCACACGAAAAGGUGUGGGCGCUGUGGAAUGAAGGCAACCUGUUCUCCUUGUCUCUUGUGCAGCUGCAAGGUUUCCUCGCCCGCGCCGGGGUUCGGACAGACCCUUCCGCUAAGAAGGCGGUGAUUGUGCGGCAGGUGGAAGAGUACCUCCACUCUAAAGACACUGCCGCGAAAAAUGGUGGUCAAGCGCCGCCACAGCAACAGCAGCAGCAACAGCAGCAGGGAGGAUUUGGUCGAUGGAAUCAAUCCACUGUGAUGCAACCAGAAACACUGCUGGACCUUGCGCAGGCCGGCUUUUACGAGGGAUCCGUGAAUAUGGCACCAAAGGCCUUUCAGUUGCUUGUUAGCAAUACCGCGGCAGAUGUGGUGGUGUCGCGUGUGAACACCACCGCCUUUCCAGGGUUUCCGGCAAACACAGAAUGUUACACGUUGGGUGCAUCCGAAAAGGAUGUGGCUCUCCGUUCUCGGUACAGCAAGGUGCUUCAAUGGUGCUGUUUAAACAUGAGCAAUCUUCAGAUGGACGGAGAGUUAUUUCUGGACUUUGGUAAACUGCUUUUACAACCAUCCGUCAUGCGGAAGAAUCGUUCCAUCGUUUCUUCAUAUACGCUUCAGCAACGGAUGCAGUUGAAUCAUCCAUACACAUGGGUCUCCACAUUACCAGAGUCUUGUGUUUCUAAGAUUAAGGAGGAAUUACUGAUACCGGAGGGGUUCAUGCCACUUGGUAAGGGAGCUCAACUCACAUACAGUGGAACGGUUAAGCGUGCAAAGGAUCAACUUCACCUUGAGUUGGAUAACAAGGGGAAGGUAUUAUCCGUAAAUAGCGCCUGGGUAAAUGUGCAGACGGCCUGGUGCACACAUGCCCGUGGACCGGACGUUCGCUUGUUGCUUCGUUCAAGGCCUCCAAUACGACGGCAAGAGGUGGAAAUGUUUGCAUCGAUGCCCAUUAUUCAGCUAUCGGAAGAUGAUGUAUCGGACGUUUUGCCUUCGGAGCAUGGUCAGUUGAUAUAUCUCUCAGAGGACGAGACUCGUCUCUUCGAGAAGGUGACAGAUAAAGGCGUGAAGAUCACUGUGAGGGAGACAAAACGACAGCCCCUUAUUGUUCUUCGUGAUGAGGAGGAGGAUCCUCGUCUAGAGUAUAGCCUGUCUGUGGCGAUUCCCGCGAAUGCGCGAAAGGCGACGGAUGUGCGGGCUGUAGGGCUCUCCGCCUUUGAGUUAGCUGGUCGACUGGCCGCAAUCGUGACGGAGGAUUUUGUGAAGGAGUACGGCUGCGAGGCGAAACUGUAA
Molecule: messenger RNA, 1416 nt
Organism: Trypanosoma cruzi
Lineage: Eukaryota; Euglenozoa; Kinetoplastea; Trypanosomatida; Trypanosomatidae
Exons: 1
Coding region: 1-1416 (471 amino acids)
Source: RefSeq, a predicted model, not a curated record